AUGGCAUGCCUGCACGAUCACGAGUGUGGGGAUCACAACUGCGCCGCCGAUUGGUCGCUCUACAAUCACAUCGACAUCCCCAAGGUGGUGGCUCUGAACGAAUCUGUGGCCGGGAGCGUCAAAUCGGUCUUCAAGUCGUGGGACCAGCGCCUCGAGACUUCCGUGGGUUUUCUGGAGAGCAAUGAGGGUGACCCUGAGUUACUUGUUUUCAUCCCAUUUACCUCAGAUGUGAAGAUCAAGAGCAUCGCUGUUGUUGGUGGUGCUGAUGGAACAAGUCCUUCAAGAAUGAGAGCAUUUAUCAAUAGAGAAGGUAUUGACUUUUCUGAUGCUCAAAACAUGCAGCCUGUGCAGGAAUGGGAACUGGCAGAGAAUUUGCAGGGAGUUCUUGAGUAUCAAACCAGGUAUUCAAGGUUCCAAGGUGUGGCCAACUUAACUCUGCAUUUUCCUGAUAACUUUGGUGGUGAUACGACUAAGAUAUAUUACAUUGGUUUGCGUGGUGAAGCUACUCAGAACAAAAGGGAUGUUGUGGCCACAAUUGUGUAUGAAGUAAUGCCCAAUCCAUCUGAUCACAAGUAA
Molecule: messenger RNA, 576 nt
Organism: Triticum turgidum subsp. durum (durum wheat)
Lineage: Eukaryota; Viridiplantae; Streptophyta; Magnoliopsida; Poales; Poaceae
Source: the annotation of a GenBank genome assembly